Molecule: messenger RNA, 1866 nt
Organism: Rotaria sp. Silwood1
Lineage: Eukaryota; Metazoa; Rotifera; Eurotatoria; Philodinida; Philodinidae
Source: the annotation of a GenBank genome assembly
AUGGUAAUGCGUCGACGUACUUUUUUAAAAUAUUUAGUUUUAAUUCCAACUUUAUGGAUUAUUGCAAUAUUAACAUUUUCAUUUCGUACUGAUUCUUCAUCAAUACCUCAAAUAAAUAAUGAUAUUCCAAUUAAUGUUAUUAAUCAAAUAGCAUCAGUACCAUCAUUAGUUGAUCGUAUUAGAAAUGUUCUACCAUUUAUACAACACAAUAAUGAUCAUGAUCAUCCAUCAGAAGAACGUAUUAAAGCUCAUGAACAAGAAAGAGAAAUGAAUGCUAAAGUACAAAUUGUUGCACCAGAAAGAAAUAAUCAUCAUGAUCAAAAUAUGAGUGGUCCCGGUGAAAUGGGUAAUCCAAUACGAAUAAAAAAAGAUAAAUUAACAGAAGAUGAAAGAAAAAAAUUUGAUGAAGGAUGGAAAAAUAAUGCAUUUAAUCAAUAUGCUAGUGAUAUGAUAUCAGUACGACGAACUUUAGCUGAUGUUCGGGAUCCUGAAUGUAAAAAAGUUGAAUUUCAUCCAAAUUUAGCUGAAACAUCAGUAAUUAUUAUAUUUCAUAAUGAAGCACGAUCAGUAUUAUUACGUACUAUUUGGUCUGUUCUUGAUCGUUCACCAGAACAUUUAUUAAAAGAAAUAAUACUUGUUGACGAUUUUUCGGAUAAAGAACAUUUGAAAAAAAUGCUUGAAGAUGAUAUUAAACCAAUGAAAAAAGUUCGAUUACUUCGUACAGAUAAGCGUGAAGGUCUUAUACGAGCUCGUCUAAUGGGUGCUAUGGAUGCCAAAGGAAAAGCUUUAGUCUUUUUGGAUUCACAUUGUGAAUGUGCUGAAGGAUGGCUUGAACCAUUAUUAGAUCCUAUUGCACGUAAUCCCAAAGCAUCAGUUGUACCAUUAAUUGAAAUUAUUGAUGAUGGAACAUUUGAAUUUAAAGCUACACCAAUAGAAGGUAUUCAAGUAGGUGGAUUUGAUUGGAAUCUUAUUUUCAAUUGGCAUACAACACCAGAAAGAGAAAUGAAACGACGAAAAAAUAGAACUGAUCCAAUUAGAAGUCCAACAAUGGCUGGCGGUUUAUUUGCUAUUGAUCGAGAUUGGUUUGAACAAUUAGGAAUGUAUGAUCCGGGCAUGGAUAUUUGGGGUGGUGAAAAUCUUGAACUUUCUUUUAAGCUAUGGCAAUGUGGUGGUGAACUUUUAUGUGCUCCAUGUUCACAUGUUGGUCAUGUCUUUCGAAAACGUUCACCAUAUAGUUGGCCUAAAAAUGUUAAUGUUGUUAGAAAAAAUACUGUUCGUCUUGCUGAAGUAUGGCUUGAUGAAUAUAAACAUUAUUAUUAUGAACGAAUUAAUUAUCAACUUGGUGAUUAUGGUGAUAUAUCUGAUCGAUUAAAAAUUCGUGAAAAUCUUCAAUGUAAACCAUUUAAAUGGUUUCUUGAUAAUAUUUAUCCUGAACAGUUUGUUCCAGGAGAAAGUUUAUAUUACGGCGAGAUUCGAAGUCAAGGAAAAAUAAAUGUAUGUAUUGAUUCACAAGAAGUCGAAGAUCGUGAUAGAGCUAUUAUUGGUUAUCCAUGUCAUGGACAAGGUGGCAAUCAAUAUUUUCUUUACUCGAAAAAUUAUGAAGUACGACGAGAAGAAAAAUGUUUAGAUUAUCCUGGAGGACAUUUACGUGAACCCAAUAGAAUUGUUUCGAUGACAUGUCAUUCAAUGCAAGGAAAUCAAAUGUGGUUUUAUGAAGAUGAUAUGAUACGACAUGCAUCAGGUUAUUGUAUCGAACUAUCAGCAAUAAAUUAUAAAGAUAUUUGCAUGAAUACAUGUGAUCCAUUGAAUCCCUUUCAAAAAUGGUCUUGGAAAAAACGUCUUGACAAAACGACGAACAAUUUUUAA